Molecule: messenger RNA, 1348 nt
Organism: Pisolithus orientalis
Lineage: Eukaryota; Fungi; Basidiomycota; Agaricomycetes; Boletales; Pisolithaceae
Product: acyl-CoA N-acyltransferase
Exons: 11
Coding region: 1-1281 (426 amino acids)
Biological process (GO): subtelomeric heterochromatin formation
Cellular component (GO): nucleus
Molecular function (GO): histone H4 acetyltransferase activity; histone binding
Source: RefSeq, a predicted model, not a curated record
AUGGCUGGUGGUGACUGGACGACAGACUCAAACGAGGCGUUAACCCUCUCCUUGGUUCGGGCUCAGGAAGAUAAAAAGGCCUUGCGGAGUGACGAAUCAUUCGAACAUUUUCACCCGACGUUCACGUAUCCGAUAUACGGCGAAGAGGAAAAGAUAUACGGCUAUGAAGACCUCGUCAUUGACCUGCGUUUUGCUUCGGGUUCUCUUGCACAAUUCCUCUCUGUCAGCUAUGCCAAGAAGCUAGAUGCGUCAUCAACAGUGGACAACGCAGAAGGUAUUCUCAGCGAAUUUAUACCCCCUGGGUAUGACACCAACGAGGCAAUGUUCCUUUCACGAGUUAAAGAAGAUGCGAUUUCAUUCAAGCCAAUAGGAAGGCUCGUUCAUUCGUACAAGCGCUCCCCGAGAACUCGUGCUCUACUGGAUGGCACGAGCGAGGAGACCAUAGAGUACGAAGUAUAUCAUGCUACGUUGGACGACCCUGGAUUCAGGGAGUAUCACAGACGAAUGCAGAUUUUUAUAUUGUUAUAUAUUGAGGCGGGUUCGUAUAUUAACGAAGAGGAAGAAGGGUGGGAGUUCGUCGUACUGUACGAGAAACGGAAACGCGCAGAUGGUACACCAACCUAUCAUUUUGUGGGUUAUUCGUCACUCUACAACUUCUAUUGCUUCCCGGAAAGGGUUCGGCUGCGUCUCAGCCAAUUCGUCAUCCUUCCUCCUUACCAACGACAAGGUCAUGGCUCCGAGUUAUAUACAGCAAUAUAUAACUACGUUCUUUCUUGUCCCGCCGUGUCUGAGCUCACGGUGGAGGACCCCGCAGAAGCUUUUGAGGACCUCCGCGAUCGAAAUGAUCUUCGGAUGCUCCUCGCUCAUGAACAGUUUAUACGAGAAGGAUUUGGUGAUUCUGCCGUGACCGGUUCACAUGGUGGCGGUCGAGUUAUCAAAGGAAAAUCGCGUUCCCGAACUCAAGUUGCCCCACUUGGAAGCAAGGGUAAAGGGAAAAUGGGUCCACCCGUGGACAGGGCGUGGGCGGAGAAUUGGCGUAAAGACCUUAAGAUUGCCAGUCGACAAUUCCAUAGGCUGGUGGAAAUGCUAAUCCUACUGCACCUUGACUCUGCAGAUGUGCGGGCAGAGAGGGCAUUCCGACUGCAAGUAAAAGAGCGACUAUACCGGUUCAACUUCGAGGUUUUGGCGCAACUGGAGAAGGAAGAACGGCUAGAGAAACUCGAGGAAACUUUCCAAAGUGUCCGCGAUGAUUACCAGAGAAUAUUAGCAAUGGUUCGAUGAGAGACUUUGUUGAUAUGUGCGUUUUGAAUUAUGAUAACGAUUGCAUCAAGAUUUUACGCGCGACUAG